Messenger RNA from Cynocephalus volans (Philippine flying lemur), 1153 nucleotides. RefSeq names its product retinoic acid receptor responder 1 (gene RARRES1). The record is from RefSeq and is a predicted model, not a curated record. Gene Ontology annotation, molecular function: metalloendopeptidase inhibitor activity. Lineage: Eukaryota; Metazoa; Chordata; Mammalia; Dermoptera; Cynocephalidae. The transcript is spliced from 6 exons. The coding region runs from base 1 to 834 and encodes 277 amino acids.
AUGCAGCCCCGCCGGCCACCGCCGCCCGCGCCCCGGCCCGGGGGCCCGUGCCCCGCCGCCUGGCCGCUCGCGCUGCUGCUCCUGCUCGCCCUGCAGGGGGCGGCGGCGGCGCCCACGGGUCCCCCGCACGGGCUGCUGCAGCAGGCGGCGCGCGCGGCGCUGCACUUCUUCAACUUCCGCGCCGCCUCGCCCAGCGCCCUGCGAGUGCUGGCCGCCGUGCAGGGAGGCCGCGCGCGGAUUAAUCCAAAAAAGGGAUGUGAAGUUGACCUGGUGUUUAGCACAGAGCGCUACCACCCAGAGGAAGGUGAGGAACAUUUGGGGAAAUGUUCUGCUCAAGUGUUUUUCAAGAAUCAGAAACCCAGACCAGCUGUUAAUGUAACUUGUACACGGUUCCUCGAGAAAAAGAGAAGACUACAAGAGGAUUACCUGCUUUUCAAGCAAAUGAAGCGACUUAAAAACCCCUUGGAUAUAGUCAGCAUACCUGAUAGUCAUGGACAUAUUGAUCCUUCUCUGAGACCCAUCUGGGAUUUGGCUUUUCUCGGCAGCUCUUAUGUGAUGUGGGAAAAGACAAGCCAGUUUUUACACUACUACUUGGCACAGCUCAGCAGUGUGAAGCAGUGGAAAACUGAUGAUGAUGCAAUUGAUUUUGAUUAUACUGUUCUACUUCAUGAAUUCUCAACGCAGGAAAUCAUUCCCUGUCGUAUUCACUUGGUCUGGUACCCUGGCAAACCACUAAAAGUGAAAUACCACUGUCAAGAGCCACCAACACCAGAAGAAGCCUCUGGAACCGAAGAAGGAUCAGCUGUGGCACCAACAGAGCUUAGUAAUUUCUAAAGAGAAAAAAAUAAUCUGUUUAUACCAAAUUCUAGACAAAAUGACUGUGCUAGCCUAAAUCAUUAUUCUAGUAAAAUAGUUAAUGUAUAGGCAUUCUAAUAAUUUGGGAACGCCUGUGAUUACAAUACUCAAAAAUUAAAAGAUGUUAGGGUUUUUGUUUGUUUUGCAAUUGGUCUACGUUAAUUUUAACUCUGGAAGCAUGUGCGUACUGAACUCUGCUUAGUGCUAAACAGUAACCAGCAGGUUCCUUAAAGUUUCAGCCCUAAAAUGUAAAACCCGGUCAGUUACAAUGUGCUGCAACUUGAUCAAUAAGUAUUUA